AUGUCAGGUUUAAAAGUUUCAGUUUUAGGUGCUGCUGGUGGUAUCGGACAACCAUUAUCAUUAUUAUUAAAAUUAAAUGAUAAAAUUGAUCAAUUAAGUUUAUUUGAUGUUUUCAAUACUCCAGGUGUUGGAGCUGAUUUAUCACACAUUAAUACCGAUUCAUCAGCAAAAGCUUUUUUACCAACUUCAAAAGAAGAUACUACUCAAUUAGCAGAAGCUUUAAAAGGUUCAAACUUAGUUAUUAUUCCAGCUGGUGUUCCAAGAAAACCAGGUAUGACAAGAGAUGAUUUAUUCAAUAUUAAUGCUGGUAUUGUAAAAUCAUUAGCUGAAGGUAUUGCUGAAAAUUGUCCAGAAGCAUUUGUUUUAAUUAUUUCAAAUCCUGUUAAUUCAACAGUUCCAAUUGUUGCUGAAACUUUAAAAGCAAAAGGUGUAUUUAACGCUAAAAGAUUAUUUGGUGUUACUACAUUAGAUAUUGUAAGAGCAAAUACUUUCAUUUCACAAUUAUUCCCAGAAGAAUCAAAAGCUUCAGAUUUUAAUAUUAAUGUUAUUGGUGGUCAUUCAGGUGAAACCAUUGUUCCAUUAUAUUCUGUUGGUAAAUCAAAAUCAUUUUAUGAAAAAUUAUCAGAACAACAAAAAAAUGAUUUAAUUCAUAGAGUUCAAUUUGGUGGUGAUGAAGUUGUUCAAGCUAAAAAUGGUACUGGAUCAGCUACUUUAUCAAUGGCUUAUGCUGGUUAUAAGUUAGCUGAAUCAAUUUUAAAUGCAGUUUCAGGUAAAUCUGAUGUUGUUGAAUGUACAUUUUUAAAUUUUGAUGAUUCAAUUAAAGGUUCAAAAGAAGCUAAAAAAUUAGUUGGUGAUUUAGAUUUCUUUUCAUUACCAGUUUUAUUAGGUAAGAAUGGUAUUGAAGAAGUUAAAUAUGAAAUUUUAAAUGAAAUUAAUGAUGAUGAAAAGAAAUUAUUAUCAGUUGCAAUUGAACAAUUGAGUAAAAAUAUUGAAAAAGGUGUUGAAUUUUCAAAAAAAUAA
Molecule: messenger RNA, 1020 nt
Organism: Insectozyma verbasci
Lineage: Eukaryota; Fungi; Ascomycota; Pichiomycetes; Serinales; Debaryomycetaceae
Source: the annotation of a GenBank genome assembly